UGAGCUUCUUUGAUCCAUAGCUAGAUUUGACCUAGCUCCAAAAUGGAGAAUGGCUCCCGCUCCCACACCGGUGAAUCCCAAAUCAUAUCAUCUGAUUCCAGUAGCAGACGCGGUGGUUGGAUCACUUUCCCCUUCAUCAUCGGGGCUAUAAUGGGCUUAUCACUUGCAGUGGGAGGAUGGCUCUCAAAUUUGAUAGUAUUUCUGAUUCAAGAAUUCAAUGUGAAGAGUAUUGAUGCUGCUCAGAUUGCAAACGUGGUUAACGGUUCUUCCUGCUUUUUCCCAGUCAUUGGAGCAAUUAUAGCAGACUCUUUCUUUGGCCCUUUCUUGGUCAUCUCCAUUUCUUCCUGCAUUUCCUUGCUGGGUAUUGUUUUUUUGGCAUUAACUACUACAUUCGAUUCGUUAAAGCCUCAAUCUUGUUUAAUCGGAUCAGAAAUAUGCCAGCCAACCUCAACUCUGCAAUAUACAAUCUUGUAUACGGGUAUAGCUUUGGCAUCAAUUGGCUUGGGAGGUACACGCUUUACCCUAGCAACAAUGGGAGCUAAUCAAUUGGAUAAGCCUAAAAAUCAAGCAACUUUCUUUAACUGGUACUUCAUUGGCAUAUACUUUGCUUCAACCGUAGCUCUAACUGUCAUCGUGUACAUAGAGGACAAUGUGGGUUUUAAAUGGGGUUUUGGCCUAGCUGUUGCUGGCAAUGUUAUUGGCUUGGUCAUUUUCUUAUCUGGAACCCGUUUCUACCAUUUUAAUAAGCCUCAAGGGAGUCCAUUUGUGGGUUUAGCUCGUGUCAUUGUUGCUACUACCUGGAAAAGGAAUCUCCCACUCUCAUCUGAAAGCAAGGAUUAUUGUUACUAUGGGCAUGAGGGAGUGACCAACAGGGUGGCUACAACACCAAGCAGGAGCUUCAGUUUCCUUAACCGUGCAGCACAGAAAGCUGAAGGAGACAUCAAACCAGACGGGACAAUUGCAAAGCCAUGGAGAUUAUGCACAGUUCAACAAGUAGAAGAUUUCAAGACCCUUAUAAGAAUAAUGCCAUUAUGGUCAACAACCAUAUUCUUAAGUACCCCAAUUGGAAUCCAAGGCAGCUUGACUAUCUUGCAGGCUCUAACCAUGGACCGUCACCUAGGGCCUCAUUUUCAAAUACCAGCUGGGUCUGUUGUAGCCGUCAUUCUAGUUUCCGGUAUCAUCUUUCUCGCCCUCAUUGAUAGGUUAUUAUGUCCCAUGUGGAAGAAGUUAACUGGUCAUUUUCCGACACCCCUCCAACGCAUAGGAUUAGGCCACGUGCUAAACGUGUUCACCAUGGCAGUUUCAGCACUGGUAGAGUCUAAAAGGCUUAAAUUUUCCCAAGACCAUCCUGGUGCAACUACUGUCCCCAUGUUGGCAUUGUGGCUCUUCCCACAAUUGGUUUUGGUUGGUGUUGGAGAGGCAUUUCAUUUUCCAGGACAAGUUUCUUUGUAUUACCAAGAAUUUCCUUCGUCGCUGAAAAGCACAGCAACAGCGAUGAUCUCGUUGGUUAUCGGGAUUGCAUUUUAUUUAGGGACAGGUUUGAUUAAUCUGGUUCAGAAGGUUACAAGAUGGCUACCAGACAACAUAAACAAUGGGAGGCUAGAGAAUGUGUAUUGGAUGCUAGUUGUAAUUGGAGUGGUAAACUUUGGUUAUUAUUUAGUCUGUGCCAAGUUGUACAAGUAUCAAAAUGUACAGGAUACGGAUGCGGAUGGUAGUUUGGAAUCUGAUAAGAAGUGUUGUUUUUUUUUUUUUUGAGAAAUAAGAAGUGAUGUUUUUGCU
This is a messenger RNA of Rosa chinensis, 1779 nucleotides long. RefSeq names its product protein NRT1/ PTR FAMILY 2.7. Bases 43 to 1755 code for a protein of 570 amino acids. Gene Ontology annotation, biological process: transmembrane transport; oligopeptide transport. The transcript is spliced from 4 exons. The record is from RefSeq and is a predicted model, not a curated record. Lineage: Eukaryota; Viridiplantae; Streptophyta; Magnoliopsida; Rosales; Rosaceae. Gene Ontology annotation, molecular function: transmembrane transporter activity. Gene Ontology annotation, cellular component: plasma membrane.